Molecule: messenger RNA, 1320 nt
Organism: Sphenostylis stenocarpa
Lineage: Eukaryota; Viridiplantae; Streptophyta; Magnoliopsida; Fabales; Fabaceae
Source: the annotation of a GenBank genome assembly
AUGAUAGAGACGCUUUUUGGCUAUAAUGCUAUGGAUAAGAACAAUGGUCAAAGACAGAAAGAGCCUUCCUCCCAGGAUCCUUCACCCCAGUUUGUCCAGAUCAUUGACAAAAAGAAAGCACAAAAUUUAUUGAUUCUGUUGCGAGCAUUGAAUGUGACAAUGGAAGAAGUUCGUGAUGCACUUUAUGAAGGACACGAACUACCCUCAGAAUUCCUUCAAACUUUGCUAAAGAUGGCACCAACAUCAGAUGAAGAACUUAAGCUCAGACUUUUUAGUGGUGAUCUAUCUCAACUUGGACCUGCUGACAGUUUCCUCAAGGCCCUGGUUGACAUUCCAUUUGCAUUCAAGAGAAUGGAAGCUCUGCUGUUCAUGGGCUCAUUUAAAGAGGAGCUUGGAACUACUAUGGAGUCUUUUUCUAUUUUGGAGGUAUUAUUGAUCGUAAUCUUAUUCUACGUGCAACUGUAUGUGAUAUGUCAGGUUGCUUGUAAGGAACUAAGAAGUAGCCGGCUGUUCCUGAAGCUUCUUGAAGCUGUUCUCAAAACUGGCAACCGAAUGAAUGAUGGAACAUUCCGUGGUGGUGCACAAGCAUUUAAACUUGACACACUUCUGAAAUUAUCCGAUGUAAAAGGAACAGACGGGAAGACUACACUCUUACACUUUGUUGUUCUAGAGAUUAUCCGCUCUGAGGGCAUAAAAGCCGUCCGAAAGGCAAAAGAUAGCCAGAGUAUAUCCAGUGAUGACCUUCAGGUUAGUACUCAAGAAACAGAAGAAGCUCAAUACCAUGAAAUUGGCCUUCAGGUGGUUUCAAACUUGAGCAGUGAACUUGAGAAUGUAAAAAAAGCAUCAGUUAUAGAUGCUGACAUCUUAACAGGAACCACUGCCAAACUUGGCCAUGGUCUUGUAAAAACACAAGACUUGAUAAGCAAAAACAUGAAGAAUGUGGAGGAAGACAGGGGGUUUUGUGAGACGGUGAGAAGUUUCGUGCAGAAUGCUGAGGCUGAUGUUAAGAAACUGCUGGAAGAGGAGAAGAGGAUUAUGGCUUUGGUGAAGAACACUGGUGAUUACUUUCAUGGGAAUGCUGGGAAGAAUGAAGGCAUAAGGUUGUUCAUAGUAGUACGGGACUUCUUAGUGAUGCUGGAUAAGGUGUGCAAGGAGGUGAGAGACACACAGAAGAGGCAAGCAAAAACAGUAAAACAAGAGAAUACGCGAGGAUCAUCUUCCUCUGAAACACAUCCACCACCUGAUUUUCGACAGCGGCUUUUUCCGGCAAUUGCUGAAAGGAGGAUGGAAGACAUUAGUUCAGAUGACGAGGGUCCAUAG